Marasmius oreades (fairy-ring Marasmius) is the source of this 2146-nucleotide messenger RNA. RefSeq lists its product as uncharacterized. The coding region runs from base 256 to 1983 and encodes 575 amino acids. The record is from RefSeq and is a predicted model, not a curated record. The transcript is spliced from 9 exons. Lineage: Eukaryota; Fungi; Basidiomycota; Agaricomycetes; Agaricales; Marasmiaceae.
ACCUCGCGUGGUACCCGCGUUCAAUGCGGUAACCUUCAAAAUUAACGUCCGUCCAUGUGCCCUCUCAACACUCUUCUUUUACCACCAACCCACCACGAGCCUCAUUGUCGCAUCAUGACCCAGCUCAUCAUAUGGAAAAAUUUGUUCUGUCGAACGUGGACGUAAAGCUCCGUUCGUAUUUAUACCAAUGGGAACCUUUUUGCGCUCUGGAACCGAUUUUCUUCCUCGGGUCCCUGUUAUUAUUGACACACAGGAAUGGUCGGAGGGGCAGGAUUUGGAUUUGAACGGGCCUUCUUGUGUAUCUUGCUAGGUUCUGGGCUGGUACUGGGGCAAUCAACAUGGUGUAACAAGAACUACAUGAAAACCCAGCCAGUUGUACCACCUGGUGGACAGUUCCCUAUACCCGCAACGUCAACCGCUCCAUUACUCGCACUGAGAUGCGGACAAGCCGUUAAACCAUAUCUCCCAGAAGACACAGCGCAACACGUAGGAGAUCCAUCAUUCGUAUCCAUCCUCGUCGAUACCCCCAUAGUAUUCUCAAAAUUCCCCGGCGCAUCGCCAGUAACGCUUCCUUCCGGUUCAUUACCUUCUCUGUCCGUCACCGUCACUCUCGAUGGGAAACAACUCGUAUCAGGAACUGCUCCUAUGAACAGUACCAAAACCCCAUUGACGUUCUCGCUUUCUUCCAUCCAACCUCGAACGAAAGCUUACAAUCUGACAUGUACGGCCACGACCGGGGGACAGAAGUUCACGACGAGCACGUUGUUCUCGUUUUUACCUGCGAAACCGAGUGGUAUUGGAUCGGUUACGAAGAUGGAUAUGCGAACGGGAGCGUUGUUGGCGAGACCUGCGAAUGGGACGAGUGGGCCGUAUGAGAGGAUGUUCCCGAUUGGGUUUUAUACCCAGUUUGAUUCGUUUUUGGCGAAGAAUUUAUCGGCAAUUAAGGUGUUGAAGGAUCAAGGUUUCAACAUUAUCCACCCCGUUCCGUCUUUCGACAACAUGACCGCACUUGGAGCAGUACUCGACGAGAUGGAACGAGUAGGCAUGUAUCUUAUGUAUGACAUGCGAGGUACAUAUAUGAACGACACCUCUGUCACCACCCAAGUCAACCUAAUCAAAAAACGACCCAACCUCCUCCUCUGGUACACUGCCGACGAACCCGACGGCACCUCCGACCCACUUACUGCCACCCUCCACUCAAAAAACCUCAUUAACACUCUAGACGGAGGAGACGGAGCAGGAGGAAGCGGUUAUCACCCCGUUUCGCUCGUGUUGAAUUGCGAAAAUUAUGAGUUUACGGCGUAUUCUGAAGGAGCGGAUAUUUUGUUACAGGAUACGUAUACGGUUGGGAAUAAUUUGACGCAUUCUACGGUGUGGGGGACGGCGUGUACGGAGGAUUUUGGGGAUUGUGGGUGCGAUAACUGUCAUCUUGGGUUUGAAGAUGUCGUUGAUAGGAUGGAAGAGUUUUAUGAGCGUAUAUCUAUUAACGGGUGGGCACUUGAGAAAACGGUUUGGGCAGUACCUCAAGCGUUUGGGAACGAAACGUAUUGGCAGAGAUACCCAACAGGCAAAGAAUUCGUCGUUCAGAGCAUACUUGGUAUCAACCACGGUGGCCUCGGCGUCGUACCAUGGGACGAUCCCACACCGGCCGAUAUCAAAGCUUCAGCUUCCAACCUCGCAUUGGCCCUACCCAAAAUGACACCCUUCAUCCUCGAUCCGAGCGCUAAAGUUUGUCAGAUGACGACUUUGGCUGGGAUUGAUGUCGGUCUUUGGACGGUGGGCAAUCAGACGUUGGUCCUUGCGACGAAUGUGGAGCGUACCAAUGGGACUUUGGAUCUCGCGGGGUCGGAGUUGGGGUUAGGGGGGAAUGUGAGGAUUGUGGAGGUUGUGUUGGAGUCUGGUGUGGUGGUUGUGAAUGGGAGUGUGGUGGUUCAGUUUAGUGAUGUUGGGUCGGGUGGGUUUGUUGUUGGUGUUGGGCAAUGAGAAAUGAGUGUUGGUAGGGGAGAGAGUAUACUUGCAAGUUUGAGUUCAGUGUUUCAGUGUUUUCGAUACGCGUACAAAGGGGAGAGUGACAGUGGUAUCGGUCUACAUGUAUGAUAUAUGUAUAUCGUCGAGAUAAGUGAAAAUUUCUUUUUUUUGUAAGGAG